AUGUACUUUGAUGGAGCUGCACAUCGUGGUGGAGCUAGUGCUGGCGUAGUGUUCAUCAUUUCACAAGAAGAGAUUCUACCAUUCUCCUUUACUUUGAAGCAAUGUUGCUCCAAUAAUGUCGCUGAAUACCAAACGUUGAUUAUUGGACUUGAGAUGGCCGUUGACAUGAAGCAAUUAAACUUACAAAUCUUUGGUGACUCUCAGUUGGUGAUCAACCAACUCUUGGGAAGUUAUGAGGUGAAGAAGCCCGAAUUGCGUCCUUAUCAUGAUUAUGCUCAAAAGUUGAUAGGAUGGAUUGGAGAUGUAACCCUUCAACAUGUGCGUAGAAUGGAUAAUAAGAAAGUUGAUGCAUUGGCUGCUCUAGCUUCAACGCUAACCCUUCCUGAUCAGACGCAAGUGACUAUUUGUCAAAAAUGGAUAGUACCACUACCAAAUGAGGAAGAAUGUAUAGAAAAUAAGCUUGAUCAUCUCGUCGCUGUUUAUGAAGCCGCGAAGGAAGAUUGGGGACAACCCAUUAUUGACUACAUGUGUUAUGGGAUACUUCCAGAAGAUUUAAGGAGAAGGACUGACAUUCGUCGUCGUGCACCUCGCUUUCUUUACUACAAGGACACAUUAUAUAGAAGAUCAUUUGAGGGUGUACUAUUACGAUGUUUGGGAGAGGAAGAAGCAAUUCAAGCUUUGCAAGAAGCACACUCGGGAGUAUGUGGAUCACAUCAAUUUGGACCGAAACUCCACUUUCACAUAAAGAGGAUGGGGUAUUAUUGGCCAACCAUGGUGAAAGAUUUCUUAGAUUAUGCUCGGAGGUGCGAUGCUUGUCAAUUUCAUGCGAAUUUCACACAUCAGCCGCCCGAAGUAUUGUACCCAACUAUUGCAUCUUGUCCAUUUGACGCUUGGGGAUUGGAUGUUGUGGGACCACUACCAAAAUCUUCUGGUGGACACUUGUACAUCUUGGCUGCAACAAAUUACUUCUCAAAAUGGGCUGAAGCUGUCGCUCUUAAAGAAGUGAAAAAAGAGAAUGUUGCAAAUUUUAUCCGACGUAAAUCUUCUAUGUAUUAUGCUGCCGCCAAUGGUCUUGCUGAAGCAUUCAAUAAGACUCUAUGCAACCUCAUCAAGAAAUUUGUCUCCAAGUCCAAACGGGAUUGGCAUGAAAGAAUGGAGAAAGCUUUGUGGGCAUAUAGGACAACAUACCGCACUCCAACUCAAGCAACACCAUAUUCACUUGCUGUUGGAGUUGAAUCAGUCAUGCCACUCGAGCGUCAAAUACCUUCCAUAAGACUUGAUAUUCAAGAAGGGCUCAUUGAAGAAGAAAAUGCUCGACUGCGUCUUGCUGAGUUAGAAGCACUUGAUGAAAAGAGGCUAGAACCCAACAAAAUCUUGAAUGUUAUCAAGCUCGUUUAUCUCGUGCUUUCAAUAAGAAGGUUUGCUUGA
This is a messenger RNA of Solanum tuberosum (potato), 1428 nucleotides long. RefSeq lists its product as uncharacterized. The transcript has 2 exons. The coding region runs from base 1 to 1428 and encodes 475 amino acids. Gene Ontology annotation, molecular function: RNA-DNA hybrid ribonuclease activity; nucleic acid binding. The record is from RefSeq and is a predicted model, not a curated record. Lineage: Eukaryota; Viridiplantae; Streptophyta; Magnoliopsida; Solanales; Solanaceae.